Molecule: messenger RNA, 1433 nt
Organism: Erythranthe guttata (spotted monkey flower)
Lineage: Eukaryota; Viridiplantae; Streptophyta; Magnoliopsida; Lamiales; Phrymaceae
Product: transcription initiation factor TFIID subunit 14b
Biological process (GO): regulation of DNA-templated transcription
Source: RefSeq, a predicted model, not a curated record
GCUAAUAUGUAUAAUAUGAAAAGUUGUUUAGAAAUUUAGUAUAAUAAAGGGUUCUAAAUGCAAUAAACACUAAAAAUUGAGAGCGCAGUCGUCUGCAAUGCGAGUUUAUUAGGGCUUCUACAAUCAAUCUAUCUAUGUACGUGUUGACCAAAAAGUCUGAGGUCAAUAUUUGUUUCGUCCAAUCAAUAGACGUCUAAAGAUACACCUUCCCGCAUGCGAUCCCUACUCCAGCUAGCAAAGCCCUCACUCUCUCAGUAGUUCAUCGCACAUUCGUAAAUAAUCCAAUUGGAAACCCUAAUUUCAUCUCGAUUAAUUUUGUGAUUACGUUCAGUUCAAUUGCAGAAUGCCUAACAAAAGCGGAGCUGAGCAGCCAGAAAUCAGCGGCUCGACGCAGAAAUCUCAGCGCACAAAAAUCACAAAAUCCUCGGACGACAACGAAAAAAAGAGUUUGGCUAAGAAGCUUAAAGAUUCAGAAAUUUGUAUCCCCAUUGUGUAUGGUAACAUUGCAUUUUGGCUUGGUAAGAAGGCGAGCGAGUAUCAAUCACACAGGUGGACGGUUUAUGUUCGGGGAGCAACAAACGAGGACCUGGGAGUGGUUGUGAAGCGUGCCGUUUUCCAAUUGCAUUCGAGUUUUAAUAACCCCACAAGGGUUAUUGAGAAGCCACCUUUUGAGCUAUCGGAGUGUGGAUGGGGUGAAUUCGAAAUCGCGAUCACCCUUCAUUUUCACAGUGAUGUUGGGGAGAAGCCAUUGCACUUGUAUCACCAUUUGAAGUUGUACCCCGAGGAAGAGUCCGGUCCGCUCUCGACUAAGAAGCCUGUCGUAAUAGAAUCUUAUGAUGAAAUUGUUGUCUCGGAACCUUCCGAGGCUCUAUUUGCUCGGGUGCAAAAUCAUCCUGCAGUUAUUGUGCCUAGGCUGCCUGCGGAUUUUACUUUGCCUCCUGUGCCCUUGGAAGAUGUUGACAGCAAGAACAGAGUUGAUACGAAAGAUAAUCCCCUGAACCAGUGGUUUACAAAUUUCUCGGAGGCGGAUGAGUUAUUGAAACUCGCUGCAGCUCGGCAGCAGGUACAAGCUCACAUUGCAAGACUUAGGAGGCAGUUGACUUUGGUUGAUGGACAGCACCAACAGCUGAAAGCACCGUCUGACAUGUAAAUAAGUUAAGUGUGGAAGUAAUUCCUUCUUGUGGAUGGUAUUGUUUCACGUAGAAGAGUGUUCGGAGAAACUACCUGUGAUACUAUUCUUUCCUUUUAUGUUAUAGGUACUGUAUAAGAACUUAACCUACCUAGAGUUUCCUUACUUGGAGGAUUUAAUAUAUGUUGGACCAAUGUACUGAUUAUUGUACCGACCGAGGGGACUUAUUAUUUAUGGAACAUUAGCUGUACAUAUCGAAACUUACUGGAAUUGACUAUAAGUAAUUGAAUACAUGAUUAGCUUA